AGAAAACACGAGGAAAUGGGGAUACCGCAUGUUUUGGCUAUUCCAUUUCCAGCACAAGACCAUGUCAUUCCUCUCAUGAAUCUCUCCCAAAACUUAGCCAAACAAGCCCUCAAAAUCACUUUUGUCAACAAAGAGUUUAAUCACAAGAGAGUCAUCGAUGCAUUCGGCGAGAAUGUCGCCGGAAACAGCUUACUUCAGCUAGUUUCUGUUCCCGAUGGAUUGGAAGAUGGCGAAGGCAGGAAGCAAGUAGGGAAAUUAACUGAACAAAUAAUCCAGGUUAUGCCUGGACACCUGAAGGAGUUGAUUCAUAAGAUUAAUGCGUCGAAUGAAGAUAGGAUUACUUGUGUUUUAGCUGAUUUAAGCGUCGGGUUUGCGGUCGAUGUUGCGGUGGAGUUGGGGAUUCCGACGGCUGGAUUUUGGUCGGCUUCGAUUUUUCAACUAGUGAUGUUUCUUAGUAUCCCAAAGCAUAUUGAGGAUGGAUGGAUGGAUUGAUGAAAAUGGUAAGACCCUAUCUUUAUUUUAACUGGCACUCCACUUAUAAAAGAUAAGGUGUUCCAGUUGUCACCUAUGACGCCUGCUAUACACCCAACCAACUUUGUAUGGUAUAACAUUGAAAGCUCUCCUUCAACACAGAAAAUCAUUUUCCAUACUUUACGGGGGGAAAACAAAGCUGUUGAAUCAGUAGAUUGGGUACUCUGCAACUCAAGUUUGGAAUUGGAGCCUGAAGGGUUCAACUUGGUUCCCCAAAUCCUACCCAUCGGCCCGCUUUCAGCCAUCAAUCGGCUCGGGAACUUGUCAGGGAAUUUCUGGCCUGAGGAUCCAACUUGUUUACAAUGGCUCGAUCAACAACCACCUGCCUCAGUCAUAUAUGUUGCAUUCGGUAGUUUCACAAUUUUUGACGAAAUCCAGUUCCAAGAGUUGGCUUUGGGGCUUGAACUGGCCAACAGGCCAUUUCUUUGGACCGUCCGAGAAGAUAUUACAAAGGGGAAACACCAUGUUUACCCACAGGGGUUUAUCGAAAGAGUGGGAAAUCGAGGUAAGAUGGUGAGUUGGGCACCACAAGGAGCAGUAUUGGAACAUUCAUCGAUUGCUUGCUUUAUAAGUCACUGCGGGUGGAAUUCCACCAUUGAAGGUGUAAGCAAUGGGGUUCCCUUCUUGUGCUGGCCUUACUUUGCAGACCAGUUCCUGAACGAGAGCUACAUUUGCGAUAUCUGGAAGGUCGGGCUGAAAUUCGAAAGGGAUGAAAGAGAUAUCAUCGGAAAAGAAGAGAUUAAAAGCAAGGUGGAACAAUUGAUAGGCGAUGAUAAUAUCAGAACAAGAAUUGUUGAACUGAAGCAAAGGGUUGCCAAAAGUGUCGCUGAAAGUGGAAGUUCUGGUCAGGUAUUCAAAGAUUUUGUUCAGUGGUUGAAAUCAUAG
Molecule: messenger RNA, 1416 nt
Organism: Hibiscus syriacus
Lineage: Eukaryota; Viridiplantae; Streptophyta; Magnoliopsida; Malvales; Malvaceae
Product: UDP-glycosyltransferase 83A1-like
Exons: 2
Molecular function (GO): UDP-glycosyltransferase activity
Source: RefSeq, a predicted model, not a curated record